ACUCACUGCUGACUUACUGCUCAUCUUUCUUGGCCUUUGUCUCUUUUCAUUUUUCCUCUGUUAUCGCAUUCAGUUUUCACUUCCAAGGAUGGCAUCAGAAUGGGAUUAGCUGCUGACCUGGCAAUCGCUUCUUAAUUCUUAUCUUAAAAUGGAGAAGGAAUAGCUUGGAGGAAAUGUAAAUCCCAAAGUCUUGAGAGGCAUUUUGUACGGGUGAAACCAACUUUCGUAACUAAUAACAUCUGAGGAGGAGUUUGAGAGCUCACUAAGAAACGUGAAGGGUCAUCAACCCGUAAUUUAUUAUGGUGGUUCUAUCUGAUCUUCCAGAAGGAUCUUCAUCUUCUUCAUCAACUCAUGGUCUUAGUUCAUCAGCUCGUGUUCCUACUUCAUCAACUCAUGGUCAUAACUCAUCAACUCAUAAUCAUAGAUAUGAUGUAUUUUUAAGUUUUAGAGGUGUUGACACUCGUCAUAGUUUCACUGAUCACCUUCAUAAGGCUCUCAUUGAUGCCAAUAUCAAUACCUUCUUGGAUGAUGAAGAGAUUGAAACAGGGGAAGAUCUGAAACCAGAACUGGAGACUGCAAUUAAGGCAUCUCGGGCUUCUGUUAUUGUUUUGUCCAAAAAUUACGCUUCUUCAACAUGGUGUCUGGAUGAAUUGGUGUUGAUCCUUGAGCAGCGUAUCACAUCCAACCAUAUUGUCAUCCCAAUAUUUUAUCAUGUGGAGCCCACCGAUGUAAGGAAACAACAAAGUAGCUUUGGAGAUGCAAUGGUUAAGCAUAGACGGAUGAUGGAGGCGGAGACAAAUGCAGAUAAGAAAAGUCAAUGGGCUCGAAAGAUGGACCGAUGGAAUAAAGCGCUUAUGGAAGUAGCUAAUUUGAAAGGAAAGGAUGUAAAUGGAAGGCUAGAGACAGAGUUUAUUGAAGAAAUUGUGAAGGACAUCCAUCAUAGAUUACAUGUACACUUAAGGAGCGUUGGACAACAACUUAUUGGGAUGGAAAAUCAUAUUAACUUUGUAACUUCAUGGUUGAAAGAUGGAUCCUCACAUACGGCAGACAUACUCACUAUUUCGGGUAUGGGUGGGAUCGGGAAGACAUCUUUAGCCAAACAUGUCUAUGGGUUAUAUUCUCAUGAAUUCCACAAAAGCAGUUGUAUCGAAGAUAUUAGUAGGGCUUGUGAUGGAAAGUUUAAUGGGUUGCUUGAUUUACAAAAACAACUCUGCAAUGACAUUUCAAAAACAAGUUCAAUUAAAGUUCAUGAUGCUUUGGUAUACACCUCAAAGAUAGAGAAUAUUGUAGCUCGUAAAAGGGUGUUUCUUGCUCUUGAUGAUAUCAACACUCUUGAUCAGUUGGAUGCAUUACUUGGGAGCAAAGGUUUUCAUCCAGGAAGCAAAAUAAUUAUAACCACAAAGGAAAGACGUUUGAUAGAGAGGUGUGCACUAUUCAAAACAGACAUUAAACCAAAGCAUACAGAGCUCUUGCUUCAAGGCUUACAUGAGACCGAAUCAUGGAAACUUUUGUGUCUCCAUGCAUUCAAAUGCAACUAUCCCAAGACAGGUUAUGAAGGGGUGUUAUAUAAGCUUGUGAAGUAUUGUCAAGGACAUCCAUUGGCUCUUGUAGUAUUGGGAAAAUCUCUAUAUGAUCGAGAUGUAACUUAUUGGGAAGGGUGCAUAGAAGGGCUAAAGAAAGAAACAGAUUCUCAUGUGAAUAAUGUCUUGAGAAUGAGCUUUAACUCUUUGCCAUCCAAAAAUGAUAAGGACUUGUUUAAGUAUAUUGCUUGUUUUUUUGUUGGAAUAGAUCGAGAUGUUGCUGAAACAAUAUUAAAGGCAUGCAAUAUAAACAUAAGAUCUGGAAUCCCGAAUCUCUUCGACCGAUUCCUUCUUACAAUUGGAGGGAAAAACGAAUUGAAGAUGCAUCAGUUGGUUCAAGAGAUGGGAAGAUUCGAAGUACAUCAAGAAUCACUUGACAAGCCAUGGAAGCGAAGUCUAUUAUGGUGUCAUGAGGAGUCAUUCAGAGUAUUAAAACAAAAAAAGGGUAAGGGAAAUCUUGUUGGCCUUGCCCUUGACAUGCGCAUGCUUGAGAAAGAGAUGUUGGGUGCAUCAUAUAAGCUAAAAACAGAUGCAUUAAUAAUCCACAACGACUUGAGAAGAGGCAAAAGUUGGAUGGAUUAUGCUUUAAAAACAAAAGCUCUGGAGAGGUUAAUAGUCAGAAAUUGCACUGGUUUGCUUGAGGUUACUUUAUUCUUCAAGAGUUUUCACACGUGGGCCGUAUGA
Molecule: messenger RNA, 2264 nt
Organism: Lactuca virosa
Lineage: Eukaryota; Viridiplantae; Streptophyta; Magnoliopsida; Asterales; Asteraceae
Source: the annotation of a GenBank genome assembly